Sinocyclocheilus grahami is the source of this 1394-nucleotide messenger RNA. RefSeq names its product RAB3A interacting protein (rabin3)-like 1 (gene rab3il1). Gene Ontology annotation, biological process: exocytosis. Gene Ontology annotation, cellular component: Golgi to plasma membrane transport vesicle. Gene Ontology annotation, molecular function: guanyl-nucleotide exchange factor activity. The transcript has 11 exons. The record is from RefSeq and is a predicted model, not a curated record. Bases 242 to 1360 code for a protein of 372 amino acids. Lineage: Eukaryota; Metazoa; Chordata; Actinopteri; Cypriniformes; Cyprinidae.
UGUGAUUGACAGCUGGACAUUUUUCCUGCUCAAUCUCAAGAGGAAAGUCUGCCAAAACUGUCCGACCCAAAACACUUCUCGCUCGGAUCCGGAUUCCGGAGUGUUUAUCCGGAUUGGAUCUCAGCUGUAGAGCUCAGUCGGGUUCGGAAAACUUCAAAGUUUCUAGAGAUCUAACUGAUUGGUAGACCUGGAGCCAGAUCUGAGGCCUGGACUGGGGGGUGAUGGGGGGCAGCGGGAGAAGAUGCCCCCGGAGGAGGAGGAGGAGGCAGGAGCACACAGACGAGAGACGUACAACAUGUCCCGUCUGCGGAGUUCCUCUCUGGAGAUCAAGGAGAAGGGAACAGAAUUCCUCAGAGAGCAGCUGGAUGCUGCACAAAAGGAGCUGAAGUUGAAAGACGAGGAGUGUGUCAAACUGUCUCAUGUCAGGAAUCAGCUGGAGCAGGAACUGGAGGAAUUGACCGCCAGUCUAUUUGAGGAGGCUCAUAAGAUGGUGCGAGAGGCCAACGUGAAACAAGCGGCAGCUGAGAAGCAGCUGAAGGAGGCCCAGGGCAAGAUUGAUGUCCUGCAGGCGGAGGUCUCUGCUCUGAAAACCCUGGUGUUGACCUCUACGCCCUCCUCCCCGAACCGCCAGCUCCAUCCUCAGCUGCUGUCGCCGGGCUCCAGUCGGGCCUCGUCUCGUCCCGGGGGCCACACGCGCAACAAGAGCGCCAGCGGUGCUCUACAGCUGCAAACGGAGCCCACGCCGACGGAUGUAGCGUCAAACCGGGAGGACAAAGAGUUGGACUCGGUGCUGUUCGCAGAGUUCCUCUCGUGGAAGGAGACGCCCAGUCUGGAUCGCUCCUCAGCGUUCAUCAGCAGGGUGUACAGAGAAGAUAUCGGGCCGUGUCUUUCAUUCACCUGCUCUGAGUUGUCUCAGUCGGUCCAGUGCGCAGUGGAGAAUAACUCUCUCACCAUCGAGCCCGUCGCCAUGUCGUCUCUGCACACGGUCAAAGCCCUCGAAUGUGGAGGACCCAACGGUUGCCGGACACCCAUAGAAACUAAAUGUGCGCUGAGCGGCAUGUCCCGCCCCUGCCGACAUCGCAUCAAACUGGGAGAUAAAGAGAAUUACUACUAUAUAUCUCCGUCUAGCAGAGCACGAAUCACAGCCGUGUGUAAUUUCUUCACUUACAUCAGGUACAUCCAGCAGGGCCUCGUCAGACAGGACGAUGUUUUGGGAAGUGAUGCGUCUGCGGAGAGAGAUGAGUGUGGCCAAACUGGGAUACUUUCUGACGGAGGAGAGCUAGAGAACCAGCACACAAACACAAAUACAGCACGGUCAUCUCAACUUUCACUCAAACACUCCCAUGCUGGCGUUUUCUAGCUCCAUAUUCAUGUAUGUAUUCAGCGAAGCACUA